AUGGAAUUUUGUCCCCCAUGUCGAAACUUACUACCGACUCGGUUCGUGAGUCAUGUCGGCAAUCAGCCCGCUAGAGGUCGGAUACUGCCGGCGCAGUUACUGAGUCAUUCCUUACAUAUCGGCUCUAGAGAGAUUCAAUCAAGGUUACCUCAAUGAAUCCGUCAUUGAUCUCAUUAUGCGGACUAAUCCUUGUGUCUAGCCGUUAUAUGGGGACACCCAACAGAACACUGGAUGCUUCCACUUGUAUAGCCUUUAGCUGUGUAUAUUAAAGACUCCUAUAUCAAUGAAGUUUUCCCACCUGUCCCUAAGGAAAGAAGAAAUAUCCAGCCCUUGGAUUAGGUUCAUUGAUCGAUACACUGCCAAGUUGCAGACAAGAUGGAUCGAGUUCAAGCGGAAGCGGAUUUCUUUCGACAACACUCGCCCCCUGACAACCUUACUUCCCACGAAGAGCUCGCAUGCAAGUUCAUCAAUUACCACCUGGAGACAGAGCGUCGUGUAGUGCUCGUGACAUCAGGAGGAACAGCUGUUCCAAACGAGUCGCAAGCCGUGCACUUCAUUGAUAAUUUCUCGCGUGGUACGAGAGGUGCUCGCUCUGCCGAGUACUUCCUGCAGAGCGGAUAUGCAGUGAUCUUCUUGCAUCGUCAGAACAGUCUGAUUCCCUAUGCUCGGCGUUAUAGUCCUCCGAAGAAAUGUCUUCUGAACCUCCAAGACGCAGACGACGGUAGUCCUGGUGGUAGAGAUUCGCUCCGUAGAGGGUACGAAGACCAAAUUCGUGAUGCCCUCAAAAACCAUCAUUGUGCCACGGAGUAUAAUAACCUACUGCUUUUGCCAUUCGAAACAAUCUCUGACUACAUGUUUCAGUUGCGAUCAGUGACUACGCUUAUGCAGCCGCUGCGCACUAAGGGGCUUGUAUACCUCGCUGCCGAUGUGAGUGACGUUUUUUUCCCUCCUAGUAGAAUGCUUGGAAACAAGAAUCAGCCCUCUCAGCUGCCCUUUCCCUUCAAUCAGAGCGGCGUGAGAUUAGUGGAUAGUGCAAGAAAUCAUGAUGAGAGUCAUCAAGCGUUGCCCAAGAAGCCAGAGAACCCUGAUAUUGAGCUCAAACCGGUUCCAAAGUUCCUGAAGAACCUGGUAGGCGAAUGGUUGCCAACCGGAAGUAUGAUUGUCUCGCUUAAACUGGAAGCUGACCCAAACAUUCUGCUCCAUAAAGCACGUAGCUCAUUGCAGCGUUAUAACCACCAUCUUGUUAUCGGCAGUCUGGUCUCUAGUUGGCAUCGUGAGGCAGUUUUUGUUUCGCCCUGGCCGCGGUGCAAAAAGUGGGUUCGGGCUCCUGAGUUUUCGAAAGGCGAAGGAUUGAUUGACAGUUAUAUUGGCGAGGAGGUGAUUGAGAUUGAGAGUCUUAUCGUCUCUGAAGUGGUUAGGUUGCAUUCAAAUAAAGUUGAGAAAGGACAGAAGGGACGCAUGAGAUGCGAAAGAUUUUCGAGAAGAGCUUUUCGAAGCACGAAACGAUGAAAUGACCUUUCUAAGCCAUUUACUGAUGCACUAUCAGAAUACUGGUUACCAUAAGCAAAGCCGAGCCCAAUGAUUCCUUUAAAAAAAGCUCUCACUCCACGAGUGGCUGUGUAGCCCCCGUGCAAAAGCCAAGACAGAAAGUGCAAGGCCUCCAUGAAAAAAGUACUGCUUGUUGAUAGGAGUAUCGUACCUCGUCACUUCAACUUAUUCUAUUACAAAUCAAGGGAUCGGUCCGCAGACCGACGUUAUGAUUUAU
Molecule: messenger RNA, 1765 nt
Organism: Aspergillus melleus
Lineage: Eukaryota; Fungi; Ascomycota; Eurotiomycetes; Eurotiales; Aspergillaceae
Product: Phosphopantothenate--cysteine ligase cab2
Exons: 1
Coding region: 376-1509 (377 amino acids)
Biological process (GO): coenzyme A biosynthetic process
Cellular component (GO): nucleus; cytoplasm
Molecular function (GO): phosphopantothenate--cysteine ligase activity
Source: RefSeq, a predicted model, not a curated record